CCCUCCUGCCUCAUUCGACGCUGCUUAUAAUAAAUCAUGGCUGUAUGUUUGAAUCUGCUGGUUCUGUGCUGGAUGAUGAGGCUGACAUGUUGCGUGACUUCACCUGCAUGGUUUCAGAACAUCACCACUAAUAUCUUCAAUUUAUCUGGAGACAUUAUGCUGGGUGGCCUUUUUGCCAUCAACCAGCUGAGCAGCAACCUCAGCCAGAGGACAGAGCCAAAUGACAUCCGCUGCGAAAGUUUGGACAAACUGGAACUGGGCCGUGCAUUGGUGAUGAAAUACACGGUGGAUGAAAUCAACGCCAACCAAGCGCUGCUCCCCGGCAUCAAGCUGGGUUAUGAAAUCUACGACACGUGCAAAGAAACCGCUGUAGUUGUAAGGCCCACUUUGUCUUUCCUGACUGCAAAAAACAGCGGUGAGCUAUCUGUGGAGUGCAACUACACCGACUACGAGACCAGCAUGGUAGCUGUGAUUGGACCUUCCAACUCUGAGAUGGUGUCGGUCAUUGGAAAACUUCUGGGAUUCUUUUUGAUUCCGCAGAUCAGCUUUGCUGCCACCAGCAACAAAUUCAGCAACAAGCUCGCCUACCCAUCGUUCUUCCGCACAGUGCCCAGUGACACAUGGCAGGUUGACGCCAUUGCGCUUCUGCUAAAGGAGUUUGCUUGGAACUGGGUGGCAGUGGUGGGCAGCGAUGAAGAGUACGGCCAACAAGGCGCACUGGAGUUCACCAAAAAAACUGAGACCAUGUCGAUAUGCGUGGCCUAUCAGGGCAUGAUACCGAUCUACAGUGACCCUGUAGAAGUGGUCAAAAAUAUCAUUGACAACAUCCAGGCCACCAAUGUCAAAGUGGUGGUGGUCUUUGCUUUAUCAGACCCGGCUGAAGUCUUCUUCAAAGAGGUUAUCAAGAGGAAAAUAAAAGGCGUGUGGAUUGCCAGCGAAAGUUGGGUCGUUCACAAUCGCCUGACAUCCAUCCCCGAUAUUCAAACCAUCGGUACGAUCAUCGGAUUCACCUACAAAGCGCAUACCUUGGAUCUGCUACCAGCCUACACUGAGACGCUUUUUACAAAACUGAGCGCCGAGAGGAUGACGUCCAAUGAUGCACCAAAGCUCAACGAUCCCUGUCCAGAAUGUUGGAACUUAUCCCCUGCAAACGUGAGCAUAGUCAUGGAUGCUGCAGUGCAAAGAGCGUCUUUUAGUGUGUACGCCGCCAUUUACAGUGUUGCACUCUCAUUGCACAACAUGUUGGGAUGCAACUCGACUAACUGUAAUUGGGAUGCCGAGACCAGAAUUCUACCUUGGAAGUUGUUACGAAUGUUACAGAACACAUCUUUUAAUAUUAAUGGCAAACAUUUAGUGUUUGACAGUAGCGGAAACCCUAAUAUGGGUUACGAUGUGAUCGAGUGGAUCUGGACCGAGUCACAUUUAGAAUUUCGAGUUGUUGGAAGCUUUAAUAAAGAGCUGUCUAUCAACAAGUCUCUCUUCAAAUGGCACACUGAAAACUUACAGGUACCUGAAUCCACCUGCUCAGCGGCAUGUGGGAUGGGCCAGGUCCGCAGAGUCAAAGGCUUUCAUUCGUGCUGUUUUGAUUGCAUUGACUGUGAGCCGGGCACGUAUCAGGCCAAUAAAGAGGACAUCCAGUGUACUCCAUGCCCUGAAGGCCAGUGGUCUCAGAUUCUCAGCACGAACUGCUCUGAACCUACCUUUGAUGUUUUGUCCUGGGACAAACCCGCCGCACUUCAUCUGGGAUUGGGCGGGGCACUGCUGCUGCUAUGUCAGGUCGCUGUAGGUGUCGUGAUGCUCCGGCACUGGCGGACCCCCAUGGUGGCAGCCUCUGGUGGGCCCUUGAGUUUUUUGGUGCUGUUCAGCUUGAUUGGAGCCUGCCUCAGCAUGGAGCUCUUCCUGAGGCAGCCAGGAGACACGGUGUGUCGCCUUCAGCUGCCCCUCAUCUCCAUUUUCCAAACCAUUGCUCUCUCUGUUAUCACAGCCAUUUCCCUGCAGAUAUUCGUCAUAACAGAAUUCCACGACAAGGCCACCUCUCAUCUACAGACACUUCGAGGUCCCGCUUGCUGGCUGUUUUUGCUCAUCUGCUGCGCUGUGCAGGCCGGUUUGGGCAGCUGGUUUAUCCAAGAAGGGCCCUCGUUGACAGACCAUGUGGCCCAUAUGGAAAUAAAUUUCCUCAGGGCCUUCUUGUCAUGUCCGAUGAUACCGAUGGUUGGACUGGCCUUGAUGCAAGGCCUCAAUGUUUUAAUGGCCCUUCUGUCAUUUAUGUGCACCUUCAUGGCAACAAAACCUCCGCAUCAAUACUACCUUGCCCGCGACAUCACCUUUUCCACUCUCAUUUAUUGCAUAACUUGGGUGACCUUUAUUCCAAUCUAUACGGGUCUGGAUGAAAGGAAAAGGUAUACUAUUUUGAUUGGCGUCAAUCUGUUUGGCAACUUCGGACUAGUGGCAGGUUACUACUUCCCAAAAUGUCACCUACUAUUGAGGAAACCUGAGCUCAACACCAUGGAGUACUUUUGCACUUUUUUGGAGGGUACGAUGCCAGCUAAUGAGGACCCACAACCUCAGCAUAACUGACCAAUAAAUAACAAGGCUGUAUUCCACGUGGGUUGUAAAAUGCAUUUUAUGUGGUCAAUUGUAUUUUGGCAAAUUAUUACUAAUUACUAAUGUUGCUAUAGUAUAUCUACAUUUGUCAAUGGUCAUUCUUGCACAUAUGUAAAAUGCAUCAAUGGUGCGAUCUUACAAAUAUAUCUUAUUUACAGAAAAUGGACCAAAACAAUCAGAUUCAUGUUAGAAAGUUCUUGGUUGUUUUUUUGUUUUUUUUACACAUCUCAUAACUCAAAAAACAUGUACGGACCAUACUACUUUAUCAUUUUCCACCUCUACAGCUUUUGUCACCUUCACAAUCAGGUAUGCUAGGUGGAUUUGGCACAAAUAAAACUUCAUUUGGUGUCGUUGUG
Molecule: messenger RNA, 2960 nt
Organism: Syngnathus typhle (broad-nosed pipefish)
Lineage: Eukaryota; Metazoa; Chordata; Actinopteri; Syngnathiformes; Syngnathidae
Product: taste receptor type 1 member 3
Exons: 8
Coding region: 37-2577 (846 amino acids)
Biological process (GO): sensory perception of sweet taste; sensory perception of umami taste; G protein-coupled receptor signaling pathway
Cellular component (GO): membrane
Molecular function (GO): G protein-coupled receptor activity
Source: RefSeq, a predicted model, not a curated record